This is a messenger RNA of Diachasma alloeum, 5185 nucleotides long. RefSeq names its product ankyrin repeat and fibronectin type-III domain-containing protein 1 (gene wake). The record is from RefSeq and is a predicted model, not a curated record. The transcript is spliced from 7 exons. Gene Ontology annotation, biological process: signal transduction; regulation of establishment of bipolar cell polarity; establishment of mitotic spindle orientation. The coding region runs from base 85 to 3678 and encodes 1197 amino acids. Gene Ontology annotation, molecular function: protein binding. Gene Ontology annotation, cellular component: spindle. Lineage: Eukaryota; Metazoa; Arthropoda; Insecta; Hymenoptera; Braconidae.
AUAUCGAAUUCCUGGUUCAAUACACAUUCCACAAAUUUCAAGUGGAAAUAUCGAGAAAGCAGCAAGUUACAAUCGCUUCAAGGCAUGGAGUUCCUGGAAGGAUUUGGAAAGAAAAAUAAGAACCAACAUCAUAAUCAGACAAACCACGUGACAACAGGAACGAUUAAUCCUCUCGUGGCUCAACCCUCCCUCAACAUACAUUUGCAUGCUCUAUUUACAGCUAUCGAGCAGGGCCAGUUGGACAAAGUGAAAACGAUAUUGGAAUCGGCGGAUAUCGAUGUCAAUAGCGUCAACAGCGAUGGCUUAACACCACUGGACGUAGCUGUGCUGGACAACAAUAAAUCACUAAUAAAAAUGCUAGUUGCAUACGGCGCAAAGGAGGGAAAUCAGUUUAAAUCUCCAGAGUGCCUCGGCAGUCACUUGGCAUCACUACUGCUGUCAGCGGAGCACAGACUCAACGAAGUAGGUGGAACUGGCGGUACACUGGGGACAAGUUCAACUUCAUUUCUGGAUGCUACGAGUGCUAGGGCGAGUUUCUCAGCAGCGCACAAUAAUUUAACCGGAUGCGGGGGCAAUACCGAGGACAAACAAGUAGCCCUGUGGGAGAGAAGAGUCAGAACGCUGAGAAAGAUGCUGCUGGGAUUCGACCAAGCUAGGCCUCCAGACGUGCCGUUUAUGACAAGUAUCGACGUAAUAGAGACAAAGUCGGUCUCAGUACGCUUUCAAGAGACCGAAACACAUGACUCUUACGUAUGUACUAAAUUCAAAGUACAAUGGAGUACAAAAGAAGAUUUCUCGAUAGUCAAUGGAGAGAGAGAAGUAUUCGAUAUGAAACAGCGUGAGUGCCGCAUCGAUGGACUCAUUCAGGGGCAAAGAUACUACUUCCGAGCUUGCGCGGGUAAUCUCAAGGGAUACAGUAGAUUUAUUAUUUCGAGUCCAUGCAGCGUGAUACCAAGCAGUUGGCGUGACGUUGAUGGAAGGCAGCCGAGGUUUGCUGGUCGUUUGGAACAAUUGGAUUCACUUUUCACGGACAUAAAACGACCUGAAUAUACCCAAGAUACGCCAGCUUUACAGCGACGAAAUCACAAGAAGAAAACAACGAUAAAGCAACUUUUUACAGCAACGAGUAAAUUCCAGAAGAGUCUGAGACGCGGCGUUUACCUUGCCUGUGUGCUGUACAAUGAGGACAAAGUAUUAGUGACGAAUGAAGACUUCUUGCCAGUAAUUGAAGUGGAUGAAACCUAUCCAAGCUGUAUUUACAGUGAUUAUCACUGGUUAAUGAAGGUGGCGUGUACGUGGGAAGACGUUAAAACAUUGAAACAAGACAUGGAGAAGAGUCACAGCAGCUCAACGAAUCACUUCCGUCUUAAAUUACUGCAGGCUGCUGCGCAAAUGCAAACGGCACUGUGCAUUCAGGACUUGGGGCAAGUAUAUCAUAAGCCUAUCAGAGAUGUCCAGGGUACUCUUGUUUUAUCAACAAUUAACUAUAUCAAAUCACCGAAAUUAGUGUCAGUGCUUAAUAGCCGAUGGUUACCAUUGAACAAAGUCAAAAAGAAGAUUACAAUACAUGAGGACAGCAAUGUAGCCGACAUAUUGAUGAUGAGCAUCAAGGACCAAAUGGCUUAUCAUCAGUUGAGUAGUGUUAAACUGAGUAAGGGCCUAUACCUCGGCUACUUGAAAAUGCAGAGUAGCGUUGAUCUGAUACAAAUAGUCGUUCCAUCAAAAGCCCCAAAUUCUCUUCCUCACUGUAAAGUACGUGAUAAUCCACACGUAUCAGCUGAAGAGUGGGAUUAUCUUAAAAAAAUAACCCGAAUUCAGGCACGUAGCGAUGAUAAAUCCAAGGAUAAAGAGAGAGACGAGGAGAAGGAGAAUGAUUAUGAUUACGAUAAUGACAGUGAAUGGGGUAAGAAUCAAGGUAACGAGCAGCAAAAACUCUUUGUCGAUCUCGUAUCAGCUACUGCGAGACGUUUGUUCACAUACAUGCAGGUGAACUCGGAGGAUUCAUUAAUUCACAGGCUGUAUGAUGCUGAAGUGAUUGAACUCACUAAUGAGGUAUCAUUUCUCAUCGUCGUACCGCCCGCCGAAACAGCCUGUUCAGUGCCAGGUACAAGGGAAAUUCUCUUGCAACGCGAUGAUCUUCUCUCAUUACCCAUUCAAAUAUUUGAAAUGGUGCACUUAAAUACUUAUCAAAAGGAUGUUAUAAACAGAUAUUCACGACUGAGUUGUAUACUGGAGUUGGAUACAGCUCAGGCACAGCACAGUCAUCGUGAGGCAUUUAGUUCGAUCGAGGUCAGCGUUGCCAAGGACAAAUUAUCGAGGCUUGAACAACUCCAGACACAAAUGAAUGCCAUUUGGAAGGGUGCUAGGUGGUUAAUUGAUGUCAUAACUUUUGCAAGGGAUCGGGGCUCGUCGCAGUACGCAGGACUCAUGGCCAACAAUUCCAAUUCAGCGCCAACACUGUUGAACUCACCAGCUGGUAUCUCUAUGCGUUAUUUAUUGAACAUUGAGAGAUGUCAUAAUAAAACGAAUGGUUUGAAGAGAAGUUUAUUGCAACUACCGCCGCGCGAUCCGAAACUCGUUAAAUCAAGUCCAGGAAGGGGCAGUUGGCCGGGACCAAACAUCUCAAGUUCAGCGACUAAUUUGUUGACCACAGAGUUCAGCAAGAGUGAGCAGCAACUACCUUGCGGUGGCCACAGUGCUGAGGGACAAGUUGACAAUCAAAUCCCUUUGAUUCACCAUGAAGAGGCUUUAACGCCGUCUAUUAUUGACGAUAGACAUUCGAGAAAAGGCAGUGAUACGUCAAAUUAUUCAACAGUCUCUGAGCCAGUUCGAUCAAGCCAUCCCAGUUAUCAUACAUCAGUAUCUGGGCUUGGCAUUAGGGACGGGGCGGUAACGAAAUUACUACCCCCAUCCAAAUCCGAGGACACUCUGCUGCUCAGCCAGUACAGGCAUAUGUCGAAGAGUCGUGAAUCGACCCGAUCAACUGUAUCGAUGACUCUGUCUGCCUCGACAAGUCCUCAGCUCAUUAGUAAACCCAUGUAUGGUAAUACAUUGAUAGGGUCCACGAAUCAAAUGGCAUUAACCAACACAACGAGUUUAUUGAGCGUCAAUACAGCUACUAGUAACGCAAAUAGCACCAAUAGUUUAAACUCAUUGAGUGAUGAUUGCAGUGGUGAGCAGAGCACUUCGACAGUGAGAAUGAAAACUAAGAGCUCAAAACCAAGUGCCAGUGUUGCAUCGGUGGCAAGUUGCUCAUUACCGGAUCCCAAUCAGAGUAAUAACGAUGAAACGAAGGACCAAACGUCGAUUACAAUGCCAGCACCAUUGCCUGGUAUACUACAAGUGUUUGCUGCAUAUGAAACGGGUCUUGCAGCUGGUACCAGUCUCAAACUACAUGUUACACCGAGAACGACAGCUAGGGAAGUUGUUGAUCUGGUUGUUAAGCAGCUUAACAUGGCUGUUGUGCUUAAGGGUCAGCAAGGACCAAUUUACACGAAUGAGGAGUUACCAAACUUCUGUCUGGUUGCGGUUAUUGGUGCGCGGGAGAGAUGCUUGAGGGAUGAUUUCAAACCGCUUCAACUGCAGAAUCCAUGGAAGAAGGGGAGAUUGUACGUUAGACUCAAGCAGGAUGUACUGGCAGCACUCGAACACAGCAGUAAACACACCGCUUAUUUGUAGCGAUUCAAAUUGGAAUUUACAAAUUUCCUCGAGUCAAUAAUUGUACGACUGCAGUUAUUCGUUGAAUUUGGUAAAGUUGGUUUCAUUUUUCAUUAAUUUCAUCAUUCCAUUAUUUAUUAAAUGUCCCGUGUUUCAUUGUAUUUUUUUACGUCAUCACUGGUAAUGUAAGAUAAAUAGUUUUCAUUAUAUUCAUUUUAUCUUCAGUACACCAUCAGUAUCGAUUUUUAUAUUUUUGUACAUAAAGGGUAAUAUCAAUAUUCUUUAGUCAAGUGACUAGCCACUAUGAUCUCGAGUGAUCAAUUUAAAAAAUAUUAGAUCGUAUACAUAUAACUGAAUUAUCUGAACUAGCAAAGAGAUGGUAAAUCAUAGACUGCUGUAGGAUAAAAACGAAGAAUCUUUGAUUUAUGUAUUUAAUUCUAAGGAAUUGAAAGUAAAAAAAAUGAAAAUGGGGGAAAAUAAGAGAUAUUGGAGAAAUUGUACAAAGGGUGACCUAAGCAUAUACACAUUAUUUUAUAGGCCAUUGUUGUUGUUUAUGAUUUAUUUACUGUUAUUCAAUUAACGGGUAUAGUAACAACAAAUUACGAAUUGUAUUGUAAAUAUUGAGCUUUUAUGUUUAGAAAAUGAAAGUCCAUUAAAAUGAAAAAUGAUAAACAUCGGUUUGUGUGACAGAAUUGUCACUGAAAACUUGUGGGAAGAGGCUAAUUAUGAGAGAUGAUAGACGUCCAUUGUGUGUUAUUGAUAGUCUAAUAUAUGUCUAUUUUCAAAGUCAUGAUUAUCAAUGAAUAAUUAAUCAAUGUGAUAUAUCGAUCGGGCAUCGUCCGUAGUAAAAACGGGUGUUCACGAAUUUAAACGUCCACCAAUUUUAAAUGCAACAAUUAAGUUGUAAAUUUUAGAGAACAAGUGAAAAUAAAUAUUAGAGAAAUAUUGUCGAACAGAGUGUGAACAGGGAGAGAGAGAGAGAGAGAGCAAGAGAUUAUAAAGGAACCACAAAUGUACCUUAAUGCAAAAAAAAGAAGAAUCUGAUGGCAGUGUGAUCUGAAUUUUGUCCAUUCCAAGUCAAAUAACUUUCUCAUAUUUUUAUGUAUGUGAUCUGUAUAUAUUGAUCAAUGUAAACAAAUUUAUUGAAAAAGGAAAAACUCCAAUUUCUGUCCAAUUGAACGCAGUAUGACUGUAUCGAGAGACAAAAGCGUCGUGAUGCGAUCAUUUUUGAAAAGGCUGUUUCUUCGUGUCUAUCAGUGUUAAAUAUAAGAUAUUAAAUGGCAACAAUGCAAAAAUUAAAAAUUAGACGUAUAUCGAGUAAUUAAACUCGAACGAACUAAGGUAACACCAAUAAUAAGAUCAUCGAAUUAUAACUGAAGAUUUACUAAAAAUUGAAUCAAUAUAUAUUACGCAAGUAUGAGAAUGAAAAUGGGGUGGUGUAAAAUUGGCAAUCGAUGUUGAUAAAAGAAUUAUAAUUUAUUUUAAUUCCUGAUGAAACAAAAAGAAUGUAAGACAUGUUGAGAUUGAA